This is a messenger RNA of Octodon degus (degu), 1690 nucleotides long. It is a transcript of the gene Htr1a, whose product is annotated as 5-hydroxytryptamine receptor 1A. Bases 415 to 1680 code for a protein of 421 amino acids. Lineage: Eukaryota; Metazoa; Chordata; Mammalia; Rodentia; Octodontidae. The record is from RefSeq and is a predicted model, not a curated record. Gene Ontology annotation, molecular function: G protein-coupled serotonin receptor activity. Gene Ontology annotation, biological process: regulation of behavior; adenylate cyclase-activating adrenergic receptor signaling pathway; regulation of vasoconstriction. Gene Ontology annotation, cellular component: plasma membrane. The transcript has a single exon.
UGGGAUUUCUCUGUUCCAGAUAAUUCUGGGCUUAGAGACUGUUUGCUAGUGAGGAGACUCCGGCUUCAGUAGCCAGUUGGACAGCUGCAAAGUAACAUGGACAGCAGGAGACAGACCUUCCAGCAACCUCUCCGCUUCCCAGAGAUCCGGGAACUGCUCUCAGGCCAACUUCAGUUUUCCAGCUGGGGUCUCUGAGCACCCUGGACCGCGGGAGCCACAGAGCGCCUGGAAGCUACUCCUCUGAGAUGCACGUACCGCAGCAGUAAGAACUUCCUGCUUGAGUCCUGUAUCCCCUUCCUCUGGAACUCCCGGGAGUAGGGGUGGAAGACCCCGGGGGGAGGAGCGAGGGAGAUUCUCCUGCAGCUCUUUCUCCCCUCCCUCCUCCGCCCCACCUCUCCGGGCGUGCAGGCAGGCAUGGAUGUGCUCAGCCCUGGCCAGGGCAACAACACCACGUCCCAAGGACCCUUUGGGACAAGCGCCAACAUUACUGGAAUCUCUGACGUGACCUUCAGCUACCAAGUGAUCACCUCUCUGCUGCUAGGCACGCUUAUUUUCUGCGCGGUGCUGGGCAAUGCGUGCGUGGUGGCUGCCAUCGCCCUGGAGCGCUCCCUCCAGAAUGUGGCCAACUAUCUCAUCGGUUCCUUGGCAGUCACUGACCUCAUGGUGUCAGUGCUGGUGCUGCCCAUGGCAGCGCUAUACCAGGUGCUCAACAAGUGGACUCUGGGCCAGGUCACUUGCGACCUAUUUAUCGCUUUGGACGUGCUGUGCUGCACCUCGUCCAUCCUGCACCUGUGCGCCAUCGCUCUGGACAGGUACUGGGCCAUCACGGACCCCAUCGACUACGUGAACAAGAGGACACCCCGGCGCGCCGCCGCGCUCAUCUCGCUCACGUGGCUCAUUGGCUUCCUCAUCUCCAUCCCGCCCAUGCUGGGCUGGCGCACCCCCGAAGACCGCUCGGACCCCGACGCGUGCACCAUCAGUAAGGACCACGGCUACACCAUCUACUCCACUUUCGGCGCUUUCUACAUCCCUCUGCUGCUCAUGCUGGUCCUCUACGGCCGUAUUUUCAGAGCUGCGCGCUUCCGCAUUCGCAAGACGGUCAAGAAGGUGGAGAAGAAGGGAAAUGACACUCGCCUUGGAACUUCGCCGGCCCCGCCAGCCAGGAAGAGCGCGAAUGGGCAGCCAGGUGACAGAGACUGGAGGCGGGGCGUGGAGAGCAAGGAGAAGGGGGCUCUGUGCGCCAACGGCGCGGUGAGGCUGGGCGACGAUGGAGCCACGCUGGAGGUGAUCGAGGUGCACCGCGUGGGCAGUUCCAAGGAGCACCUACCCUUACCCAGCGAGGGCAGCACGACCCCAGGGGUCUGCGCCGGCCUCCAGAGGAAAAAUGAGCGCAACGCCGAGGCGAAGCGCAAGAUGGCUCUGGCCCGCGAGCGGAAGACCGUGAAGACGCUGGGCAUCAUCAUGGGCACCUUCAUCCUCUGCUGGCUGCCCUUUUUCAUCGUGGCCCUCGUCCUGCCCUUCUGCGAGAGCAGCUGCCACAUGCCCACGCUGUUGGGUGCCAUAAUCAACUGGCUGGGCUACUCCAACUCCCUGCUAAACCCGGUCAUUUACGCCUACUUCAACAAAGACUUUCAAAGUGCGUUUAAGAAGAUCAUCAAGUGCAAGUUCUGCCGCCGAUGAUGACGAGGAA